Molecule: messenger RNA, 756 nt
Organism: Tachysurus vachellii
Lineage: Eukaryota; Metazoa; Chordata; Actinopteri; Siluriformes; Bagridae
Gene: eif1
Product: eukaryotic translation initiation factor 1
Exons: 4
Coding region: 156-497 (113 amino acids)
Biological process (GO): translational initiation
Cellular component (GO): eukaryotic 43S preinitiation complex
Molecular function (GO): translation initiation factor activity; ribosomal small subunit binding; RNA binding
Source: RefSeq, a predicted model, not a curated record
AGACCCGGCGCCAUUUUGUUUCAGCUGCUGAAUAGCCACCGCCUGAAGAACAGUCACAGAGUCGCUCCGUCACCAGCACGUUAAACACUAAAUCCGCAUUAAAACACCGGACCGAGACUCCCGUUAUCGUCCGAAAGGAAAAGGAACCGUGUCGUAUGUCCGCUAUCCAGAACCUCCAAACUUUUGACCCCUUUGCUGAUGCAACUAAGGGUGAUGAUCGGCUCCCAGCAGGGACUGAGGACUACAUCCACAUAAGAAUCCAGCAGAGGAACGGCAGGAAGACUCUGACCACAGUGCAGGGCAUCGCCGAUGACUAUGACAAGAAGAAGCUAGUCAAGGCCUUCAAGAAGAAGUUUGCAUGCAAUGGGACAGUGAUUGAACACCCUGAGUAUGGUGAAGUGAUCCAGCUGCAGGGAGACCAGCGCAAGAACAUCUGCCAGUUCCUCACAGAGAUUGAACUGGCCAAAGAGGAGCAGCUCAAAGUCCACGGUUUCUAGAAGCACCCCCCUCCCCUCCCCUAUAAAUUAACCUUUUCCACUUUUGGUUUCUCCCCCCACCCCCCACCCCUCCUCCCCAAAAAUAAAGGUAUAACCGAGAUGAUGACUCUAGCUCCGAAUUGGAGAUGCUGCUCCAGCAUUGCUUCCUCACAGCUCAGAUGGCUGACACCCAGUUGAUUUGUCUCUUUCCUUUUUAGUUAAUCGUGUGCUUUUCAUCUUUGUUUUGUACAACAUGUUUCAAUAAAAUCCUCAGAUGCGA